This is a messenger RNA of Salvia hispanica, 827 nucleotides long. The record is from RefSeq and is a predicted model, not a curated record. NCBI's taxonomy places the organism in Eukaryota, Viridiplantae, Streptophyta, Magnoliopsida, Lamiales, Lamiaceae.
AUGGCCAUCCCCGAUGUCGUCGGCCUUAACCAGGACCUGAUCAAAAUCGCCGAUAGGCUCACCGGAGGGCCAUCCCACCUUCAGGUUAUCCCAAUCGUGGGGAUGGGAGGAAUCGGGAAGACCACACUGGCCAAGAAUGUUUAUCACCAUCCGUUGACCACGGAUGCUUUCAUGGUUAGGGCUUGGGUGACUGUAUCACAAGAUUACAAGCCCCAGAGUAUUUAUACCGCCCUCCUAGCUUGCUUUAAACAAGUGGAAAAUGAGAGCUCUGGGCAGGAAAAGGUUCACAAAUUCUUGAAGGGCAGGAAGUACCUCAUCGUGUUGGAUGAUUUAUGGAGCCAUGGUGCUUGGGAUGAUGCUAGCAUUUGUCUUCCGGAUGACGGAAACGGGAGCCGAGUCGUUAUAACCACGAGGUUAGUGGAUGUGGCUACUUAUGCCGGCUCUUCCAGCGACGUUCAUCGCAUGCGUUUCAUGGGCUGGGACGAAAGCUGGGAUCUGCUCAAGAAGAAAGUGUUUCCCAGUAGUGAUUGUCCAUCUUAUUUGGUGCACAUUGGAAUGAAGAUCUCAAGAAGGUGCGGUGGAUUGCCACUUGCAGUUGUGCUAGUUGCAGGCAUGUUGUCCACGGUGUUGAAGACUGGAUUCUCAUAGAAAGAAGUUGAGAAGAAGGUAGACUCAGCUAGGGAGUUGGAUGAGAUAAUAUCUUUAAGUUAUACCAACUUGCCUCAUCAUUUGAGGCCAUGCUUCCAAUACAUGGUAGCCUUCCCAGAAGAUCAUGAGAUUCGUGCCUCGAAGCUCGUCAAGCUAUGGAUUGCUGAAGGAUUUGUCGA